Molecule: messenger RNA, 4645 nt
Organism: Heterocephalus glaber (naked mole-rat)
Lineage: Eukaryota; Metazoa; Chordata; Mammalia; Rodentia; Bathyergidae
Gene: Vps39
Product: VPS39 subunit of HOPS complex
Biological process (GO): vesicle-mediated transport; intracellular protein transport; autophagy
Cellular component (GO): membrane; cytoplasm
Molecular function (GO): protein binding
Source: RefSeq, a predicted model, not a curated record
CUAACCUGGCAGGAAGUCCUCGAAAACGGAUAUGUUGCCGAAGGGCCUGUAGCAGGGGUCUUGGUGGGUCGCGGUCUAUCCUUUCCUCUACCGGGUUGUGACCACGAGCCCUCCCCAUUUUGGAGAGGCAGCGGCGGCGACUCUUGCGUCGCCGCCAUGCACGACGCUUUUGAUCCGGUGCCGAUCCUAGAGAAGCUGCCUCUGCAGAUCGACUGCCUGGCUGCCUGGGAAGAAUGGCUUCUUGUUGGAACCAAACAAGGACAUCUUCUUCUCUAUAGGAUUCGGAAGGAUGUUGUGCCAGCAGAUGUAGCAUCACCUGAAAGCAGCAGUUGCAACAGAUUUGAAGUAACUCUUGAGAAAUCCAAUAAGAACUUCUCCAAAAAGAUUCAACAGAUCCAUGUGGUUUCCCAGUUUAAGAUUCUGGUCAGCUUGUUAGAAAACAACAUUUAUGUCCAUGAUCUCUUGACAUUUCAACAAAUCACUCUAGUCUCAAAGGCAAAGGGAGCAUCGCUGUUCACCUGUGACCUCCAUCACACAGAGACUGGCGAGGAGGUGUUGCGGAUGUGUGUGGCAGUAAAAAGGAAACUGCACCUCUAUUUCUGGAAGGACAGGGAGUUUCAUGAAUUGCAGGGGGACUUUAGUGUGCCAGAUGUACCCAAGUCUAUGGCCUGGUGUGAAAAUUCCAUCUGUGUGGGUUUCAAGAGAGACUACUACCUAAUAAGGGUGGAUGGAAAGGGGUCUGUCAAAGAGCUCUUCCCAACAGGAAAACAGCUGGAACCUUUAGUCGCACCUCUGGCAGAUGGGAAGGUGGCUGUGGGUCAGGAUGAUCUCACCGUGGUGCUCAAUGAAGAGGGGAUCUGCACCCAGAAGUGCGCCCUGAACUGGACAGACAUCCCAGUGGCCAUGGAGCACCAACCCCCCUACAUCAUCGCAGUGUUGCCUCGAUACGUGGAGAUCCGCACACUUGAGCCGAGGCUUCUGGUCCAGAGCAUUGAACUUCAAAGGCCUCGUUUCAUUACCUCAGGGGGAUCAAACAUUAUCUAUGUGGCCAGCAAUCACUUUGUUUGGAGACUCAUUCCUGUCCCCAUGGCAACCCAGAUCCAACAGCUUCUCCAGGAUAAACAGUUUGAAUUGGCUUUGCAACUCGCAGAAAUGAAAGAUGAUUCUGACAGUGAGAAGCAGCAGCAAAUCCAUCACAUCAAGAACUUGUAUGCCUUCAACCUCUUCUGCCAGAAGCGCUUUGAUGAGUCCAUGCAGGUCUUUGCUAAGCUUGGCACAGAUCCCACCCAUGUGAUGGGCCUGUACCCUGACCUGCUGCCCACCGACUAUAGGAAGCAGCUGCAGUACCCUAACCCGCUGCCCGCGCUCUCGGGGGCUGAGCUGGAGAAGGCCCACUUAGCGUUGAUCGACUACCUGACACAGAAACGAAGUCAGUUGGUGAAAAAGCUGAACGACUCUGACCACCAGUCCAGCACCUCCCCGCUCAUGGAAGGGACGCCCACCAUCAAGUCCAAGAAGAAGCUGCUGCAGAUCAUCGACACCACCCUGCUCAAGUGCUACCUCCAUACGAAUGUGGCCCUCGUGGCUCCCUUGCUGCGGCUGGAGAACAAUCACUGCCACAUUGAGGAGAGUGAGCACGUGCUGAAGAAGGCUCACAAGUACAGCGAGCUGAUAAUCCUGUAUGAAAAGAAGGGGCUCCAUGAGAAAGCUCUGCAGGUGCUGGUGGACCAGUCCAAGAAAGCAAACUCCCCUCUGAAGGGCCAUGAGAGGACAGUGCAGUACCUGCAGCACCUGGGCACAGAAAAUCUGCAUUUGAUUUUUUCCUACUCAGUGUGGGUGCUGAGAGACUUCCCAGAGGAUGGCCUGAAGAUAUUUACGGAAGACCUUCCAGAGGUGGAGGCUCUGCCCCGAGAUCGAGUGCUUGGCUUCUUAAUAGAGAAUUUUAAGAGUCUGGCUGUUCCUUAUCUGGAGCACAUCAUCCACAUCUGGGAAGAGACGGGCUCUCGAUUCCACAACUGCCUGAUCCAGCUAUACUGUGAGAAGGUGCAGGGGCUGAUGAAGGAGUACCUUCUGUCCUGCUCCGCAGGCAAAGCCCCAGUUCCUGCUGGAGAGGAAGGGGGCGAGCUGGGAGAAUACCGGCAAAAGCUGCUCAUGUUUUUGGAGAUUUCCAGUUACUAUGAUCCAGGACGGCUUAUCUGUGAUUUUCCUUUUGAUGGCCUCUUAGAAGAGCGAGCACUCCUACUCGGGCGCAUGGGGAAGCACGAGCAAGCUCUUUUCAUCUAUGUCCAUGUUUUGAAGGACACUAGGAUGGCAGAGGAGUACUGCCACAAGCAUUAUGACCAAAGCAAAGAUUGCAACAAAGAUGUGUAUCUGUCCCUGCUUCGGAUGUACCUGUCACCCCCCAGUAUUCACUGUCUCGGGCCAAUGAAGUUGGAGUUGCUGGAACCACAAGCCAACCUCCAGGCCGCCCUGCAGGUCCUUGAGCUGCACCAUAGCAAGCUGGACACCACCAAGGCUAUCAACCUUCUGCCAGCAAACACUCAGGUUAAUGACAUCCGCAUCUUUCUGGAAAAGGUGUUAGAAGAAAAUGCACAAAAAAAACGCUUCAAUCAAGUGCUCAAGAACCUCCUCCAUGCUGAGUUCCUGAGGGUACAGGAAGAGCGGAUUCUGCACCAGCAAGUGAAGUGCAUCAUCACAGAGGAGAAGGUGUGCAUGGUGUGCAAGAAGAAGAUUGGGAACAGUGCAUUUGCAAGAUACCCCAAUGGAGUGGUUGUGCACUACUUCUGUUCCAAAGAGGUAAACGCAGCUGACACCUGAGCCCAGCGUCUGAGCAUGUGGCAGUGGACAGCGUGGCUAUAUCAGAAAGGGGACGGAGCAGCCAGCCUGAGAGUCAGGGGCUGCCACCACAGGUGUCACCCCAUUUGACACUACUGGCUUCCUUGUACCCUGGAGCAUCUCUUGACUUAAUUAGACUCGUGGUCUGACCUUGCCGGCUUUUUACUAGAAAAAGAUUAGUUGUACUUUAUACCAUCGUGUUGCGGGCACUUCCAGAGAAUCCAUACCUGCUUGGACCAGAGACCACCGUCUUGCCUUCGAGUACCACUUACCUGGGAAAGGAGAUUCCUCCGAAUGUCUUCGCGCUGAGUUGUUCACUAGAGUUUGCUGAGAGUUGCUUCAGCAUGACUGCCUGGAGAGACCCGCAGGAGGAUGGAAUCGGAGGCCCUCCAGCCUUGCAGUCUGUGUCCUACCCGUGCUUUCUCCGCGGGAACUGUGCCCUGUGUACCCCGAGGACUCCCUGCUUAUCUCUUCGGUUGUCAUUCUCUUUUUGCUCCUCGCUGUUUAUCUUUCCCACUUUGUCUUUCCUCGCGACACCACCCAGGCUCUUCUGCUCCAAGGAUACGAGGACUAGCUCAUAUUUAAAUGAGGCAAAGUGAGAAGCACGAGGGAGUCUGGGUCCCCGCGAACACACUGCAAUGCUCAGAUACAUUGUGGUCAGGGCCCUUCGGCUGUGCACUGUCUGCCUGGAAGCUUAGAGGAGCACCAGUGUGUGCCCAGGAGAGGACCCUGGUGCCUCCCCAUGGGGAACUGGCUGCCACGGCACAGGGUAUGUGGCUUGAGAUGUGUCCUUCGGAGGCAUCUGCUCCUGCCUCACCCCUCAGCUGCUUGAGCAGGUCGCUUAGCCUGUGGGAGUGGAGUUCUCUGGGCUUUGAAUGCCUUGCUGAGUUCCAGUGGCUCCAGCCCUCUGGCCUUGCAGCAGGGCCUGGCCCUUACUCUUGGCUUUGUUCUGUGAGGGUCAAGUAAUGGCACUGAGAUGGCGCAGGAAGAUGGAUCCUGGGCACACUGGGAAUGGCCAGGUCGGGGACUGACAGUGAUGUGAUCCUGAGCAUGUUUGUGAAGUGUCCAGGGACAGCAGAGACCAGGGCAGGUGGCAGGCAGGGCCUGUGGGUCUACACAGGAACUUAGCACCAGCUGCAUGGGGCUCAUGGGGACCCUGCCUGCUAGGGGUGUACGGGUAGGGCCUGGCACAACAGGCUACACAGGGCAUGCAGCCUGCAUUCUGUCCUCCCCAAGCUUUGUGUGCACUUGCAGUCUUCCUGCCUCGAUGCCUUUAAGGGCAGUGAGGGUAGUGACCUUGCCCAACACUGGUACUGCCCAGUAAGCCUGGCCUUGACAUACUGAGGCCUUGGUAAGCGCUGUGGGCUGACCCACUGGGUGUGAGUGGACGAGACUGCUCAGGGCAAGCUCUUAGAAAGGUCAGAAGAGACCAAGGGAGCACAUGAGCAGCGUUCACAGCCGUGGGGCCCUGCUCAGGUCCACAAACCCUGUGGAACAGCACCACAGCCACCCUUGAGGAACAGCGCUGCCAUGGCCCCAACAGACUGAACUUGCUCCAUGAAGCCCCUGGGGGCCCCGCGGCAGGGCUGGAGCUUCCCUGCCACGAGAACCCUGCCUUCCUGGCCUGCUGUGCUGUAGCUUCCAUCUUGUGACCUGUGUUUGACACAACGAAGAGUAUGUUCUCUUUCCACCCUGUUUUCCCAGACUGUGCUCUUCCUUCCCCAGAGACCUGGAGGAGUUGGAGACAGGCUUCCCACAGCAAGUGCUAACGGAGCUCUCACGACUCUCAAAUAAACAUGACCGAGAGGAA